This is a messenger RNA of Naegleria gruberi, 1506 nucleotides long. RefSeq lists its product as uncharacterized. The record is from RefSeq and is a predicted model, not a curated record. The transcript has a single exon. Gene Ontology annotation, molecular function: protein binding. The coding region runs from base 1 to 1506 and encodes 501 amino acids. NCBI's taxonomy places the organism in Eukaryota, Heterolobosea, Eutetramitea, Acrasida, Naegleriidae.
AUGUCAACCAACAAUCUCGCACAAUGUUCAUCUAUUUUAUCAAUCGAUACGUUGUCUAUUGUUGUGUCCUAUAUUUCAUUACAUGAUUUAUGUUCAUUCCGAUGUGUUUCUUCUGAUUGGAAUCAGGCAAUUAAUUUUUAUACAAAUAAUCAUCAUGAUCACGAUGAUCAAUUGAUAAAUAUUGAAACUCUUACUCAAUCAAGUCCUACUGAUGCUGAUUGCCAUAACAAUAGAACGAUUGGUGUAUUUUGGCUGGAUAAAUUCAAAUCAUUCCUAUACGAAAGAGAUGAUCGAUUGAAGGAACUGUUCUAUGUUGAACAUUUGAAAUUUAGAGAAUAUGUGGAAAGGUAUUUCUACUUUCAUGAAAGAAGGAGGUGUUUAAAGAGAUUUAAAAAAGUGGAAAACAAAAUUAAGAAUAAUUCUACAAUUGUUUCUAAAUUUGAUUAUGAUUAUUUGAAAUCUCAAGUUAAUUGUUCAAAUUGGGAUUCUAUUUCUCGAUUUAUUCACAAUAUUUUGAAUAAUCCCAAUAGAGUGAUUGAAUAUGUUGAAAGUAUUUAUGAUUUUAAAGAUAUUUUUAGUAAUAAUUUAAUUUAUAGCGAUAAAUUUAUUAAGGAAUGUGUUAAUUAUAAUAGAUUUUUAAAAAAUCUAAUUAUUUAUUUCGAUAAUAAUGAAAAUAUUUCUGAAAAUGUUUAUAAUUUUAUCGUGAAUAAUUAUUUUGAUAAUAACAACAUUCAAGGUUUCAUUAUAAAUGAUUCAGUAAAAUUAUGUAAAUUAUUAGCACUAUUAAAGGAUAAAUCUAUAACACUGGAUUUGAAAGAUUACAACUAUUUGAAAAUAAUGUUAUUGAAAUCAAUUUUUAUUGGAUAUGAGCAUUGCAAAGAAUUAAAAAAUUUAAUAAUUUUGAAAUGUAAAACACCAGAAAAUUUUUUUUAUGGAGGUACAUUUGAAAAUAUUCUAAAUUUGGUUAAUAAUAACUUGCAAAAAAUUGACAAUGAUUCAUUUCUGAAAAUAGUUAAUUUAUCUACAUUGUUCAAUGUGAAUAUUAAGGAUUAUUUGGAUUAUUGUAUUGAAAUAUUUUCAUCUCAAGAAUUGCAAUAUCAAGUAAUGGAUUAUAAAUGUGAACAUGAGUUUAAUAAUAAUGUAUCUAAAAUUGAUGAAUAUUUCCAUAAAAUAUUUCCAAAUAUGAAAUGUCUCCAGACAGCUGGUGUGGAAAAGUACUAUAUUAAAAAAUUAAAUAGAAAUAUGUUUACUGUUGUAGAUAAUAAUAAUUACAUUAUCCACAAAGUGAAACGUAUCAAAUGUUACUGGGAUUUUUUUUUGUUAGGUAGAUAUUUAGACGAGCAAUUUAGAGAAAAUAGAGAAUUAAAUUAUUUUAAACUAGAGAAAGAUAUGUGUUGGUUGAAUUUGGACACACUGAUGGGUAGUAUUGAACUGGGCUCAGAUGAAAAAUCAAAAAUUGAAGAGAAUUGUGCUUUAAUAGCACCUAGAUAUAGUUAUCGUUUUUGA